This is a messenger RNA of Juglans microcarpa x Juglans regia, 1525 nucleotides long. RefSeq names its product putative methylesterase 14, chloroplastic. Lineage: Eukaryota; Viridiplantae; Streptophyta; Magnoliopsida; Fagales; Juglandaceae. Gene Ontology annotation, biological process: jasmonic acid metabolic process; salicylic acid metabolic process. The transcript has 5 exons. The record is from RefSeq and is a predicted model, not a curated record. Bases 261 to 1301 code for a protein of 346 amino acids. Gene Ontology annotation, molecular function: methyl indole-3-acetate esterase activity; methyl jasmonate esterase activity; methyl salicylate esterase activity.
UCCCAAAACCAGUUGGCGUUUGCAGUUCACAUCAUAUACACAGUUUGUUAGUAAUAGUAAUUUUUUCUUUUGCAUUUAUAACUUGCAACAGAUUCGUUGUUGUCUCUCCUUCUCACCUACUCUCUCCCUCUCUCUCAACAAAUCUCGUCUCUAGAACAAGAGAGAGGAAACAAUGUUCGAGAUACCUCGUCUUCCCUGAAAAUUGACUGUCGGAAUUGACCGUACGAUUCUGGGUAUUGUCUGAAACUAGUUUUAGAAUAAUGGGUAAUCGGUUUAUUUGCAUGACAAAGAAGGGGGCCAACGAAAAUGGUUCCAGGAGCAAGAGAAUGGGACGGUCUCAAAGGAAAAUGAUAUCUGAAGAGGAGUUCUUGCACAGGCAGGCUUUGUCUAUGGCUCUUCAUCAGCACCAGUUGUCUCAGAGGUUCGAAGGAUCCAUGUCGCGACGAAUCGGGUCCACGAGCUUCAGGAGACGCAAUCUCCCUGAUGACCCGCUCUCUAAUGAAAAACAAGCUCCGGAUUUUCUGCAAAAAAUUAAGACAAAAAAAUUUAUUCUAAUUCAUGGAGAAGGGUUUGGAGCAUGGUGUUGGUACAAGAACAUUGCUCUGCUGGAGGAGUCAGGUCUGUUUCCUACUGCCUUUGAUCUCACGGGUUCUGGUAUUGAUUUGACUGAUACAAAUAGCGUUGCUACACUGGCGGGGUAUUCAAAGCCAUUGAUUGAUUAUCUACAGAGCCUUCCAGAGGAUGAAAAGGUCAUUCUGGUCGGUCAUAGCAGCGGAGGUGCAUGCAUUUCUUAUGCAUUGGAACGUUUUCCACAGAAGAUAUCAAAAGCAAUCUUCCUUUGUGCUACAAUGGUAUCCAAUGGCCAGAGGCCUUUUGAUGUGUUCGCUGAAGAGCUCGGUUCUGCAGAACAUUUCAUUAAAGAAUCAAAGUUUUUGAUUUACGGGAACGGAAAAGACAAACCUCCCACGGGAUUCAUGUUUGAGAAAGAGCAAAUGAAAGGAUUAUAUUUCAAUCAGUCCCCAGCGAAGGAUGUUGCUUUGGCCAUGGUAUCCAUGAGACCCAUCCCACUCGGUCCAAUCAUGGAGAAGCUAUCAUUAACCCCUGAAAAUUAUGGAAGUGGACGGAGAUUCUACAUACAGACACUGGAUGAUCGUGCACUUUCACCAGAUGUCCAAGAGAAGCUUGUGAGGGAAAACCCACCCGAAGGAGUUUUCAAGAUUAAAGGCAGUGACCACUCUCCCUUCCUCUCAAAGCCACAAUCCCUGCACAAAAUUUUGAUUGAAAUUGCUCAAAUUCCGUAGCUUAAUUAUCAGGAAACUACUCCUUUUUUUUUUCUUCUUCUUCUUGUGUUAGUUUUCCCCUUCUAACAAAGCAAAAGGUAGUUGAUUGCUUUACAAUUGGAAAUGUAUGUGGAAUAUGUAGGUCCUGUUGGCCGAUACAUCCUGCUUUUACCAUUUCGAAAAUGGAUGUAAGAUGAAAUGUAUUGUCUUUAAAAAAAAAAAAAAUUUAAUCACGCUAUCUAUCA